Messenger RNA from Aspergillus nomiae NRRL 13137, 2547 nucleotides. RefSeq names its product transcription factor IIF subunit TFG2. NCBI's taxonomy places the organism in Eukaryota, Fungi, Ascomycota, Eurotiomycetes, Eurotiales, Aspergillaceae. Bases 1 to 2547 code for a protein of 848 amino acids. The record is from RefSeq and is a predicted model, not a curated record. Gene Ontology annotation, cellular component: nucleus. Gene Ontology annotation, molecular function: metal ion binding. The transcript is spliced from 8 exons. Gene Ontology annotation, biological process: transcription initiation at RNA polymerase II promoter.
AUGGUUCCCCAAAUCAAACCGGACCCCGACGCGGCAUCACCAUAUAUCAAACCCGACCCGGACAGCAAAGAUGCUAUUCUCGACGACAUUGACGAUGAAGAUCUCUAUGAAGAUGCCGGCGAUUUAGACUUUACAAACGCUGCACAGAGUGUGUGGCUCUCCCGCAUUCCUCGAACGCUCUGGGAGCAUUGGUCCAACCUCGACGACGAUGAAGAAAUUCAGAUCGGGACGGUUCGGAUCGAGGGCCCGCUAAACGAUAUUAAAAGGGUCAGUUUGCGUAUCAAUGAACGAGAGGAGAACCAUGAUAUCCCCAAAGAUUACCUACUGCAACGGCAAACAGUAAACACAGAACAUGUAUCCUCUCAUUCUACGCAAAACACGUAUCUAUUCACUGAAAAGGACAUUCCUGGCCAUGAGAAUCGGAUGAUCACUUUUGGCGAGGCGCGCUCAGCCUUGUACGAGUCGAUGAAGCGAGAAGCUAAGAAGAAGGAGCGGAAGAAGAAGUGGGAGCCUUAUGUCCGGAAGACGGUACCUAAACAAACUGCCCUUGUAGGCAGUGUUUCCGAGGAGUUCAACUGCCUUCCUGUGGAGAAUGAAGAGUUCCGGCUACUCUCAGAACAAAAAGUCUUGCAAUCUCUCAAACCGAAACGCGAAACCGUCUUCAUCGACAAGGUCCCUGGAAAGCUCCUUCAGGCAAGAAACGUUCUACCGGGAGAAAAGGGCGCCUUCGUGCAAGCAACAAAGGUGGCAAAGCUCAAGCCUCAAGAAAACAAGACAACGCGUAUGCCACAAAACGAGCUUCUGGAUCUCAUUUAUCAGUGUUUCCGAGAGUACAGAUACUGGCCAUUUAAGGCGCUCAAAGCGAGACUCCGACAGCCUGAGGCGUAUCUUAAGCAAACGUUGGAGAUGAUUGGUCACUUGGUCAAAUCCGGCGAUUUCGCCAUGACCUGGGAGCUGAAACCAGAAGCGAAAGAGAGCAGCUAUGCGAAUGCGUUGUCAUAUGGCGAUGCAAAGGAGGAGAUGGCGCCUGGUGCUGACUACAACUUCGACGACGCCUCCGAGGAGGAAGCGACACCCGGGAUGUUUACAGAUAACGACGAUAUACAAUUUGAGAAUCCAUACUCUUUAGUGACCAUGACAGAAGAUCAGGACCUGAUGGCCAAGAUCAGCCAGCUUGCUGGCCAGAUCAAUAGACACAAGACCCAAAACCCCCAGACAUCAACGCCUUACGGUAGUGAUUACCAAUCAGGUCAUUAUGUAGCACGCCAUGUACCUUCUCGAGGGCGUCCCGGUUGGGCGCCAUACCGCGGACGACCGUAUGGGCGAGGCCGUGGCGCUGCUCCUCACCGACACCGUACACUCGUUCUCAACAAUACAGCGACACCAGGGACACCAGGUGGUGCGACACCCUCUACUAACUCUGGGAUGGAUGUUGAUAGUGAGAGUCGAUCGACAACGCCAAAUGGAUGGGUUGCCAAGCGCGACCGACACAUGCAGCUGAUAAACUCUGCUAUAUACGACCAAGAAGCGCAGGCGAGAGCGAAGGCUAUGGAAGAGAGUCGCAAGGCCAAGGAGCAGAAAAAAGCAGAUAUCGAGCGAGCCAAAGUACUCCGAUACGCGCAGGGUGUCGGUAGGCAGUAUCCCGGUCCCGCCGCUCCCCAGGUUGCUCCGGGGCCGUCGGCGGAGUAUCAGGUCUACCUCAACGACAUACCUUUCCGUGUUUCACGAGGCGGUAGUAAACUGAUUAGAGUGUCUGGUGCGGCUUUCUCUGCUGCCAUACUGACCAAGCGGGCUGGCUCACCGUUAAUAGAUGAUCCGAAUACUAUCAACAACACACCAAAGAGGGUAACCAUUGCUGGUGUUACAUUUGUUCGGAGCAAAAAUGGGAAUCUCCAUCGUCUUGGCGCGGUUACUUCGAAAAGAAAGCCCAACGCGACUAAGAAGGAUGAGCUUUGCCGAAGAUUCACUACGACCGGCACUUGCUACAAAGGACCAUCCUGUCUCUACGUUCAUGACCCAGAUAAGGUCGCGCUGUGCAAAGACUUCCUCCAAACUGGUGAUUGUGCCGCAGGUAUAAGUUGCGAUCUUUCCCAUGAACCUUCGCCCCACAGAUCCCCUACUUGUAUGCAUUUCCUCCGAGGUCGCUGCUCCAACCCGGAGUGCCGAUAUGCCCAUAUCCGUUUGACUCCUGGCGCACCCGUUUGCAGAGAUUUUGCAAAUUUGGGUUACUGCGAGAAAGGCGCUAAUUGCGACCAACGACAUGUACAUGAGUGUCCUGAUUACGCCAACACGGGUGUAUGCAACAAGAAACGUUGUCGCCUGCCCCAUGUUGAUCGUGCAGGACAGAUUCGGAAGAAUACUGGUGCUAACAAGGUCGAUGCCACGAACGACGACGACUCUGACGCCUCUAGCGAGGAUGAAGAGUACGAUGAAAUCGAUUCUGAUGAUGUUGACUCAGACGAUCUUGACGAGGAUGAGCCGGAACUCAUCAUAAAAACAGACGGCAGUAACGAUCUUUCGCAGCAGCAGGAUUUCAUCAGCUUCUAA